This is a messenger RNA of Prunus armeniaca (apricot), 1599 nucleotides long. The record is from the annotation of a GenBank genome assembly. Lineage: Eukaryota; Viridiplantae; Streptophyta; Magnoliopsida; Rosales; Rosaceae.
AUGGCUGCUACUAGUUAUGCAUACACAAGCCAUAGCUCAUCUCAAAGAUCAACAGCCAUGGUGCUGGCUCUAGUAUCUGCAAUUGUACUUUCACCAUUAUAUGUGACAAACAGAAAAACUGAUGCAAGGUAUUAUGAGACAAAAUGGAGCUCUGGGUUUGUCCUUCCCAUGGUUCUUGCUGGACUUAUCAUUGCCAUUAAAACCACUUCUUCAUCAUCAAGUUCAUCAUCUUCAUCAUCUCAAGGAGAUUCUUUUGUUCCUUCUCCUGAACCUUCAUGGGUACUAAGAAUUGGGAGCUCAAGCUGGGGGCUUGCUGGGGUUUUAGUACUGCUGAUCAAUGUUUUCAUAGGCGAGGCGUAUAGGCGAGGCGUUUUUAAUAGCGCUAUGCGAGGCGUAAGCCUUGAGGCAUUGAGGCGCUCAAUUGCAUUGAGAAGCCAUGACAUGACUAGAGGAUUUGUGGAACUCCAGUCAGCCAUCUUGGUCUCACUUGUAUUGGGGAUUAGAUUUCCAGAGUUAGCUUCCUGUGAGUUAAAGUUUUAUGAUUUUGAGGUGAUUUCAAUUAUGGAUAUGCUGAUUGAAGGUAUGCUUUCUCUCAACACUAUGACAGAGGAUGGCAACAUUGAGGAGUACUCCAAAACAGAGAGUGGAACAAUUAAAGCACCAUAUGUUGGGAUGGUAUUUGACACAAUGGAAGAAGCAAGAAACUAUUAUGAAGAGUAUGGCCGACAAGAGGGAUUCUGGAUCAGAACUCGAUCUUCCUCCAAGACACGAAGGCGUUUAGAUGAGGUAACGAGUAGACAAUUUGUUUGUGCACAUGAAGGGAAAUACAUGCCCAAAAAUACGUCACAUAAGGCUUCAGAAGGGAAUGAUGAGAGAGACGCAAGUGAUAUUGAGAAUAUGAAGAGAACGAGUAAAAAUUGUUCUACAGUGAAAUGUGGAUGCAAAGCAAGUAUGAGAAUUAAGCUUGAUAGAUGGUCAAACAAAUGGAAAGUUUCAAGUUUCCAAGACUCUCACAAUCACAAGCCAGUUACACCGGAAAGAAGAAUGAAAAUGAAGUCAAAUAAGGUUAUGCCAAAAGUAGCUAAAAUUCUGACUGAAACAUUUCAUGAAGAAAAUUUGCCAAUUGCAAAAGUUCCUUCAAUCCUUGGUGGCCCGCAUAUUGGUUUUAACAAUAGAGAUUGUUAUAACCACUUGAGAAAUGUCCGACAUAGACAAUUGGAUGGAGGUGAUGCACAGUCAGUCCUUACUUACUUUAGGAAGAAGCAAGCUGAGAAUCCUCAAUUUUUUUAUGCCAUUCAAUGUGAUGAAAAUGGAAGGGCUUCUAAUUUCUUUUGGGUGGAUGCUCGAUCACGCUUGGCGUACCACUAUUUUGGAGAUGUAGUCACAUUUGACACAACUUAUAGGACAAACAAGUAUGAUAUGCCAUUUGCACCAUUCACAGGAGUAAACCACCAUUUGCAAUCAAUACAAUUUGGAUGUGCACUUUUACAAGAUGAGACAGAGGUGACAUUUUUGUGGUUGUUUGAGACAUGGCUUGAAGCAAUGGGAGGACGUCAUCCAGUUUCCAUUAUUACUGAUCAAGACUUGGCAAUGAAAUGA